Mytilus californianus (California mussel) is the source of this 673-nucleotide messenger RNA. RefSeq lists its product as uncharacterized. Gene Ontology annotation, biological process: adenylate cyclase-activating G protein-coupled receptor signaling pathway; inflammatory response; positive regulation of cytosolic calcium ion concentration. The transcript has 2 exons. The record is from RefSeq and is a predicted model, not a curated record. Bases 1 to 456 code for a protein of 151 amino acids. Gene Ontology annotation, cellular component: plasma membrane. Gene Ontology annotation, molecular function: G protein-coupled receptor activity. NCBI's taxonomy places the organism in Eukaryota, Metazoa, Mollusca, Bivalvia, Mytilida, Mytilidae.
AUGUUGAUAUUCAGUAGUAUGUGCACUUGUUUGAUUAUAGCAGCGAUGGCGCUGGAUAGAUACGUUGCUAUUGUUCAUCCAAUUAAGUACAGAACAAUACCGAAAGAUAGACUAGUUCGGAUUAUUAUUACCCAAAUAACUGGACGUCAUGAUAAAAUGGUGGAUCUCGUCACUCUAAGGAUUGCAUCAUUUAACCAAAUAUUAGAUCCAUGGGUGUACCUGUUAUUCCGGAGAGAAAGCCUCAGAAGGCUCGUUAGACAAAUAAGUAAACGUUUGCCAAUGUCAAACAAAGAAAGAUUGUUUGCACAACUUUUUAGUGCUACAAGCUUUCACAAUACUCAAAUAGAAGCAGAUGAGAAUUCUGAUAACAGUUUACCUGUUGAAGUCGGUCAGAAAAGUUUGAAUUCCUCGGACUCAAAAACGUCAAUGAAAACUUUGGAAAUCACGGAAUUAUAAAUCACCGUCAUGAUAAUUCGCCAUAAAUCAAUCAUGAUGUGGGAACUAUAUAAAUUGAAAGAAUCAGUUUAAUUGCAAAAUAUGCGAAAGUAAACAGCUUGUUACGCAUAAGGCUACUAAUGAUGUCCAUGUUACCACGCAAAUAAUAAAUUUCAACAGUGUGUAGAUUAGACUAGUAUGGGUUAUAACAUGCUAAUUCCGACUAGCAAAUUGUGAA